Molecule: messenger RNA, 4383 nt
Organism: Crotalus tigris (Tiger rattlesnake)
Lineage: Eukaryota; Metazoa; Chordata; Lepidosauria; Squamata; Viperidae
Gene: CORIN
Product: corin, serine peptidase
Exons: 22
Coding region: 56-3412 (1118 amino acids)
Biological process (GO): acrosome reaction; peptide hormone processing; regulation of blood pressure
Cellular component (GO): membrane
Molecular function (GO): serine-type endopeptidase activity; protein binding
Source: RefSeq, a predicted model, not a curated record
CGCGUCAGGAGCCCGCCAGUCGGGCCAAGCGGCGGCGAAGGUGAGAGGGCAGAGCAUGUCUGCUCCGGACCGGCUCCCUCCGGAGGCCGAGCGCGCCCGGCAAGCCCUCCCCACCGAGCAGGUUCCGGAAACAGAUGAAGAUAAAAUGGAGGAUGGCUGUUCCCGGAAACUGGCUUCUGUAAAAUACUUCAGGCUGUCAUUGCUAGUUCUAAUUCCCUGCAUCUGCACCCUUAUACUUUUGUUUGUGAUUCUUCUUUCCUUCGUAGGUGUGUUGGGAAAAAAGUGCGUUCAUUCAAAUGGAAGUGACUUACUUGGCACCGACAUUCAUUUUCCUAGCAUGAAUGAGAGUGAUGUAGUUGUGGUUCCUUCAGUGGACAAUGAAAUAGAGCUGACCUCUUGGAAAACAAACCAAUCUUUUCAUGUCAACCAGAUGCACCCAAACAUCAGUAUACUUAGGGGAACCUCUUGGGUUGCCUCUGAAACUCCAGCAGUGAAAACGAAUAUUACAGAUGAAAGGAUUUUGACGAAAGCGCCCCAUAAAAACUGGUCAGCGGCAGAGGCGUCAGUAGAAGAGGACCUGGGGUCCACUGACCCAUCCAUCAAAGUCAUGAACAAAACGUUUUCUGAGCCUGCAGUGAAAUCUACGAUACCGCCCGCUGUGCAAGACGUGGGUUUGAAAAAAGGUUUGUGUAUAAACAUCAACUACACCCAGUGUGAAAUGCUACCAUAUAACCAGACUACUCUAAGAUCAGUUCUUUCCAUUGUGAGAAGCAUUGAAAUGGAAAAAUUUCUCAAGUUCUUUGGUUAUCUCAACCGCCUCGGCUGUUAUCAACACAUUAUGCUGUUUGGAUGUAGCCUGGCUCUUCCUGAGUGCAUCAGAGAUGGUGAGAACAGUCAUGGACUUCUGCCUUGUAGAUCAUUUUGUGAGGCUGCAAAGAAAGGAUGUGAACCAGUCCUUGCAGUGGUCAAUUCUUCUUGGCCAGAGUUCCUCGCCUGUUCCCAGUUCCAUAACAAAACUAAAAAUAACAAUAUCACCAAGGUCUGCUUCUCCCCCCAAGGGGAAAAAUGGAAAGGAUUAUUUUGUGAAGAAGAGGACAGCUUCUUGUGCAGAAGUGGGGUUUGCGUCCCAAGGAUUCUGCAGUGCAAUGGCUUUAAUGAUUGUGAUGACUGGAGUGAUGAAAUACAUUGCAAUUGCAGUGAAGAGCUUUUCCGCUGCCACACGGGAAGAUGUGUCAAUUACACCUUCGUUUGUGAUGGUUAUGAUGAUUGUGGAGAUCUGAGUGACGAACAGAACUGUGAUUGUAAUCCAGUUACUCAGCAUCAGUGUGGAAAUGGGAGAUGCAUAACAAUGGAUUGGAUCUGUGACGGUGAUCCUGACUGCCUAGACAAAUCAGAUGAAAUCAAUUGUUCCUGCCAUAGCCAGGGACUGGUGGAAUGCAGAAAUGGUCAGUGUGUCCCUAGUGCUUUCCAGUGUGAUGGAGACAAGGAUUGCAAGGAUGGAAGCGAUGAAGAAAACUGCGGUGGAAGCCAAAGAUUAUGCCAGGCAAGAGAUCAGAAAUGUAAUUCAACUUCCUGUCCUGAUUCUUGUAGCCAGUCUCCUCCCUGUGACACGAAUAGCAGCCAAAUGGAUUGCAGUCAGUGUGAACACAUUACCCUGGAAUUAUGCCUGAACCUGCCAUACAAUUAUACUCAUUACCCCAACUAUUUAGGCCAUCGGACACAGAAGGAAGCCUCUAUUAGUUGGGAGUCUUCUCUCUUCCCAGCCUUGGUCCAGACUAACUGUUAUAAAUACCUGAUGUUUUUUGCCUGUACCAUCUUGGUGCCAAAAUGUGAUUUUCAAACAAAUGAACGUAUCCCACCGUGCAGGACUCUUUGUAAGCAGUCCAAGGAACGUUGUGAAUCUGUUCUUGGAAUUGUGGGUUUACAGUGGCCGGAGGAUACUGAUUGUGCUCAGUUCCCGGAAGAAAAUUCGGACAAUCGAACUUGCCUGCUGCCUGAUGACAAUGUAGAAGAGUGCUCACCAAGUCACUUCAAAUGUCGUUCGGGAAGAUGCAUUUUGGCGUCCAGAAGAUGUGAUGGACAAGCAGAUUGUGAAGACGACAGUGAUGAAGAGAACUGUGGUUGCAAAGAAAGAGGUCUUUGGGAAUGCCCAUCCAACAAACUGUGUAUUCACCAUGCAAUGAUAUGUGAUGGUUUUCCAGAUUGUCUUGACGAUGUGGAUGAAAAAAAUUGCUCAUUUUGCAAGAAGGAUGAAAUUGCAUGUGCAAACCAUGACUGCGUACCCCAUAAGUCGUGGUGUGAUGGGCGAGCAGAUUGUGCCGACAAAUCCGAUGAAUGGAGCUGUGUGUCCCUAUAUAAAAACAGCAGCUCUUUGAUGUUCCUGACUGUAUCUAGGUCAGCUACCAAUUAUUAUGUAUGCGCUGAUGACUGGGAAGAAAAUUUAAGCCUCUUGGCAUGCAAACAGAUGGGUUUUGGUGGACCAGCUGUGACAGAACUUAUUCCAGUGUAUGAGCUUCCUCUACAGGAAAAGUGGUUGAACCUACAUCCUGAUUGGGAGAAGAAAACUAGGUUCACACUGCAUGCUCUUUUAGUAACAGGGUUACCAUGUAAAAGCAAGAAUGUGGUUUCUCUCCUCUGUGCCAAAGAAGAUUGUGGCCGUCGCCCUGCAGCUCGGAUGAGCAAGAGGAUCCUCGGUGGCAGGACCAGUCGCUCAGGACGUUGGCCAUGGCAGUGCUCGCUCCAGAGCGAGCCCAGUGGGCAUAUCUGUGGCUGUGUUCUCAUAGCAAAGAAAUGGGUCUUAACGGUGGCACACUGCUUUGAAGGGAGAGAAAAUCCGAAGGUAUGGAAAGUAGUUUUUGGCAUCAACAAUUUGGACCAUCCUUCAGCCUUCAUGCAAAUCCGCCUGGUGAAAACAAUUAUUCUGCACCCUCGUUACAACCGUGCGGUGGUGGACUACGACAUCAGCAUUGUGGAGCUCAGUGAAGACAUCAAUGAGACCAGCUACGUCCGACCAAUUUGCCUUCCCACCAGGGAGCAGCUGGUUAAGCCAAAUACCUAUUGCUACAUUACUGGCUGGGGACACAUGGGCAACAAAAUGCCCUUCAAACUGCAGGAAGGGGAAGUGCGCAUUAUUUCUUUGGACCAAUGUCAGUCUUACUUUGACAUGAAGACCAUCACAGUCAGGAUGUUAUGUGCAGGCUACGAGUCUGGAACUGUGGAUUCUUGCAUGGGCGACAGCGGAGGACCUCUUGUGUGUGAGCAGUCAGCUGGACGCUGGACGUUAUUUGGUUUGACUUCUUGGGGCUCAGUCUGUUUUUCCAAAGUUAUGGGUCCCGGAGUUUAUAGUAACGUGUCUCACUUUAUUGAAUGGAUUGAAAGAGAAAUCUACCUGCACACGUUUUUGAUUCGCUGAUGCGUUGGUGCUGCACACGCUGACCAAAAGCAAUGUCCGAGGACACCGGAACAAUGAAAGCGUUGGCGAAGCUGAAGACAUUUGAUGAAUUGUCAAUUUUAUAGGUUGCAGAUGCGAAAGCAAUAGGGCAGGGUCAGAGAAUGUGUAAAAUCCUUCGUUGCCAGAGGUGCUUCUGAGUAACGCUCACAUAUUUUGCAGUUAUUUCUGCCUUGUUUCUUUAGCAGUUCUGCACCCGCCUUUCACUUUUCACUCACAAUUUCUAAUGUUUCACGAUAAGCCUUCUGCAGAAGUAUUGUUUUUCUAAAACAUAAAGAAAAGAGAAGAAAAACAUGGCUAAUAACCAAACGGGUUUUUUUUUUUAAAAAAAACCUAUGAUCCUCUGUCUCAAGUCCAUCUGAUUUUUAUAAGCUGAACCCCACUGUGUUCCCCAUCUGAACAGAAGGGGAUGUUUCAGUGCAACUAAGUUGGAUAUCUGUUCAGAUACAGCUGUAUUAUUUAAAUCAGUUGUUUCUCACCCUUUCUCCCAUGCUUAGAUUCCUUCCCACCUUGUAGAAUCAGUGCAGAACAAGCAUAUUGCCAUAGUAAUAUAGAACAUAUUGCUUAAAAAUAAAUAAGUAAUACAGAUAUUAAAUUGAGACUAGCCAGAAUGGUUGGAUCAAAUAGUCUUUAUGUCAUUUAACAGCUAAAUGUAAUAAUAAUGAUAAUAUUGAUAAAUUAAAACUGAUCUGUGACCACUGAAAUCUCCGAUAGACAGUUCAAAUACAGGACAGUACUUGAAAGAUAAUAGGAAAAAGCUGCAAAUGCACAUGCGUGGCAAUUCACGACCCAGAGAGUAAUUAAGGAUGCCAUACAAGUAGUCCUCAACUUACAACAGUUCAUUUAGUGCAGUGGUUCUCAACCUGUGGGUCGGGACCUCAUUUGGGGUCGAAUGACCAUUUCACGGGGAUCGCCAAACUAUGCUGUCCGCCAUU